GCCUCCCCCUCCAGUAUCACAGGGCAGAUCACCGCCCCCCCGCCUGCUGUGUGACAGGACGCUCCUUACCGGGUCUCCACACCAUGAAGGGCUAAUCCAAACGGAAAGACAACACGAAGGGAGCUCGGUGCUGCAUCUGCACUCGGAGGCUGCCUGCCCGCAGACGCAAGUGCUGAUGCGGGAACUGCUGGAUGCAUCCCAGAGGUGGAAGCUGCAGUAGGUGCAAAUCUGGCUUUGCUAGAAGAGGUGAGAAACCAAAAAAAACAUCAAAAAGGCCACUGGAAUAUAGAAGACAGCGGCCACAGGUUCUUGUGCUGUACCAAGUAAGAUUACCAUGGUAACCAGAAAAUACAAUUAAAAAGGCAAGAGAGGCAGAGUCAGAUGAGUAGGUUACUCCUUACCUUUGGACAGAAGGAGGUGAAACGAUUAUGCAGAGGAGAAAAUGAUAUAUGAUGGAUACGGUGGCACAGUGGAGAAGGGAAGCGUCCUUUCAUUAAGAAAGGAAUGUGUCACUGCUACCUCCAGGAAAGGGGAGUGCCAUGACAUCUGCUGAGGAGACCAUCUGUCUGCAGUUACAUUGGUUCUCAUUUUCAGAUCCCUGCUGGGACUUAGUCUUUUGAGUGGUCCUAAUUGGACCAUCAGGUAUUGGCUGGUACUUAUUCUCUUGCCAGAAACAAAUAUUGAGAGACAGAAAAUUCUGGUCAAAGUAAGAGAUUUAGGUGGGAGACACGUAAACAGACAGAAAAAGAGUUAGAGAGAACGGGGCAAUCUCCAUCUCUCUGGCAACCUCCUACCAUGGGAUGUCGGCAAAGUGCGGAGGAGAAAGAGGCAGCACGGCGCUCACGCAGGAUAGACCGCCACCUGCGCUCUGAGAGCCAGCGCCAACGACGAGAGAUUAAACUUCUGCUUUUGGGAACCAGCAAUUCUGGCAAGAGCACUAUUGUCAAGCAGAUGAAAAUCAUACACAGCGGGGGCUUCAAUCUGGAAGCCUGCAAGGAAUAUAAACCCCUCAUAAUUUACAAUGCUAUUGACUCGCUAACUCGAAUCAUCAGAGCACUUGCCACCCUCAAAAUUGAGUUCCACAAUCCUGACCGAGCAUAUGAUGCUGUACAGCUCUUUGCUUUGACUGGUCCAGCUGAAAGUAAAGGUGAAAUCACAUCUGAACUACUAGGGGUGAUGAAGCGGCUGUGGGCAGACUCAGGUGUGCAGGAGUGCUUUAGUCGCUCCAAUGAGUACCACUUGGAAGACAAUGCUGCUUAUUAUCUUAAUGAUCUUGACAGAAUAGCAGCCAUUGAGUACAUCCCCACAGUAGAGGACAUCUUGCGUUCUCGUGAUAUGACCACAGGAAUCGUGGAGAACAAGUUCACUUUCAAAGAGCUCACAUUCAAAAUGGUGGAUGUUGGAGGCCAGAGAUCUGAACGCAAGAAGUGGAUCCAUUGCUUUGAAGGUGUUACAGCCAUAAUAUUCUGUGUGGAACUCAGUGGAUAUGACUUGAAGCUUUAUGAGGACAACCAGACGAGCCGCAUGGCAGAAAGUCUCCGCCUGUUUGAUUCCAUCUGCAACAACAACUGGUUCAUCAACACUUCGCUUAUCCUAUUCCUCAACAAGAAGGACCUCCUAGCUGAGAAGAUCCGACGCAUUCCUCUCACUGUCUGUUUCCCUGACUAUAAGGGACAAAACACGUAUGAGGAGGCAGCUGUCUACAUCCAGCGUCAGUUUGAGGACUUGAACCGCAACAAGGAGACCAAGGAGAUUUAUUCACACUUCACCUGCGCUACGGACACCAGCAACAUUCAAUUUGUGUUUGAUGCAGUGACAGAUGUCAUUAUCCAGAACAAUCUUAAAUAUAUUGGUCUGUGCUAAGGUCCUUCAGGAGCCUUUUCAGAGAACGGGAUGUGUUUCUAAACCCAAGACCACAUGCCAAGGGGUUCAAGCAAACACAAAGUCAUGGGGAUGCACGCAAAAGCCCCCCACAUAAGCACCGAGAGCCCUGAAAGGAUCACUCACCUCGUCACCUGCACAAACUGUCAAUUUUAACAGGAAAAUAAGUUGUGUUUUAUUUCUGCAGGUUGAUAAGGUACCUAUGACAUUACUGGCCUCUAACAAAGAAGAAGGUGUAUGUACUCCCUGCAUCAUGUGCGUGGAUGUGCGUGUGUUUGUGUCUGACUGGUGUCUGUAUGGUUUAACUUAGGGAGAUUUUCUUUUAAUUCAAUGUAAGGUUUGUUUUCUGAUCAUACAGUAUGAUCUAAGCCAGACAAGGAACUGACUCUUAGAGGGGAUUUUAACACCUCUUUACUAGCAUCGAACAAACUAGAAUGAAAACACAACAUAUGUAUUGGUCCAAAAAUACCUGGCAUCUCCUUUGUGUGCCAUAUCUAGAGAUCACAGGGUUCAACCGUUUAUAGUAACAUUACAACUAUUGUCCAUUGCAACUCUAGCAGUUCUUCAACAAAACAGGAAUAAUCGGAGGACAGAGUGGGUCAUAAAUGAUUUGGUCUGGUGUCGGGGAGUGUGGCACAGGAAUAAUCAGAAGACAAGUUGGGCCGUAAAUGAUUUGGUUUGGUGUCUGGGGGUGUGACACUUUCACAAUAAAAGGAUACACACCUACAGCAGUGGUCGGUAUAAACACUAUGGCUCUGCAUCCUAGUCUCGGAAAGCUGAAUCCUAGUUGUUGGCCUCAAGCCCCUUUCAGAAAAUUGUGUGGGCAAAAAAAACAUUCCCAAUGUUACAACAUAUAGUACAGUGCUUUGUGCCUUGAAAGAGCAGAGCCAUCUCAGUUUACCCAGUUUCCAAAGAGGUUCUGCAACAUUUGAGAUACUUUUUGUUCAUUUUUUAGGUGGCAUGGAGCUAUUAUGUCUCCAUUCCAUAUCCACAUCUGACUGCUGAAAUACACGUGUCUACAGAUAUUCCAUAACAGAAAAUACUAUUUCUCAGACUAAAAAGAAUAUUAUGAUAACAAAAAAUAUCUUGGGGAUCAACAUGGCGUCCGUUCUUCAAACUUUAGACCUGUUUUGCAGCUGCUAACUGAUGCAUCAGAACAACAGUAUCUAACAAACUGUAUUCACUCUGUUCAAGAGACACUUCAUUUCCCAAAAGAUGUUUAAUCAUAACUAAAUCCACACAUUAUCUAUAUCCCACAAGCCUCUCUUGUGCCAUAUUUGCUUUUUAACAAGAUAUGGGGCCUUCUUGUUAUGGCUUCGUCAUUACAAAUGAAUUGGUGUAAACCAUGCAUGCCAGGUGCAGAGAAAGGUCCAAAAGCAUUAUUCUUUACACACACAGUAUGGUUAUUUCCAUGAAUGCCUUUGGUUUUGUUUUUCGCACAAAGAAACAGCAGGAGAAUUUUAGGACAUUUUAAGAAGGGUUUGACUAUUCUUAUCAGUAAAGAAAAAAAAAUAUACAAAAACACUGGAAAAAAUAGAACACUGGUUAUUUAUUUUGCAAAAAAAAAGAAACAGAGGGGAAAAAAGCUCCUAAUUAUUUACACAGAGAGACAAAAGACGUUCUGAUUUAAGAAUUUUCUGGAGGUCAGUCACACCUCUCAUCUUUUUCAUAUAGACAGGAGCAGAGUGGUACUAAAAUGUCAGUGAAGCAAUAUGAACAAUACCAUCACAUUUUGCAUUUUAAAUUGCUGAAAAGUAAGUUUUGGGGUGCAGGGCACUGAAAGUAUUGUACUGUCUGCUAAUUAUUUUAAUGCAAGCUCUGUAAGGAAGCAGGUGGUGCCUAAUUUCUACUCUUUUCUUGAUGAAUACCCUGGAUGUCUGUGUGAAGUCUGUGUGUAAAUAAGUUGAGACCGUGUAAAGCACAUCCACUUAGUAAGCAAACGCUGCCCUUUCCAGCUUCAUGUGUAAUCCCACAGUGCCCUCCCGAAAACACAACGCCCAUAAGACUAAUGUACGACUCCAAGGGCUUAAUUCCUCAGGGCUCAAGAAGACUGCAGUCCUCUGUGUUCCUGUUACAUGGCGGUGGCCACAGUGGCUUGCAGGCAAAUCCAGCCCUGAAGAUUGAUGACACUACACUUUCAGAAUAAAAUUCUACUGGCAAAAAGGGAAAUAAAGAUUCUGAAUGGU
Molecule: messenger RNA, 4067 nt
Organism: Spea bombifrons (plains spadefoot toad)
Lineage: Eukaryota; Metazoa; Chordata; Amphibia; Anura; Pelobatidae
Gene: GNAZ
Product: G protein subunit alpha z
Exons: 3
Coding region: 796-1863 (355 amino acids)
Biological process (GO): adenylate cyclase-modulating G protein-coupled receptor signaling pathway
Cellular component (GO): heterotrimeric G-protein complex
Molecular function (GO): GTP binding; G-protein beta/gamma-subunit complex binding; G protein-coupled receptor binding
Source: RefSeq, a predicted model, not a curated record